Messenger RNA from Talaromyces rugulosus, 933 nucleotides. RefSeq lists its product as uncharacterized. Lineage: Eukaryota; Fungi; Ascomycota; Eurotiomycetes; Eurotiales; Trichocomaceae. The record is from RefSeq and is a predicted model, not a curated record. The transcript has a single exon. Bases 1 to 933 code for a protein of 310 amino acids.
AUGGUUUUUUAUUGCGCCACUAUGGCUCACCAGCGCCGACAAGAAAAAGCCGUCUGGAAGGAUCGUAAAAAGAAUGCGCCACGACAACACCCAACGACCGGUAAUCCGAUCGUCUCGUGGGCGACUGCUCUCUUAAAACGUCCCAAGCCCACUGCAACACAAGAGGACUCUCCACUGUUUCGUCUACCGAAAGAGAUAAGGCUUCAAAUAUUCGCUUACGUUUUUAUGGGUGACCUGCACAUCGUGCGCCUCCGCAAGCGUCUUGGAUACCUCCGUUACAUGCCCUUGCCACCUGACACCGAUCCAACUUCUGAGGUGGACCCUGCCAGGAAGAAGUUUAUUGAACAUCCUGUAGUCCGAGGUCUUUGGCGCGCGGCCUACCCGACGAGUUAUUCCUACGGAAUAUGGGAUCCUCGCUGGCAACAAACGAUUAGCAAGCCGAAUUCAGUCACGCAGCAGCAACAGCAGCAGCUUCCUGAGCAGGCAGAUGGACGCGAAUGCUUGCUUUCUUUACUGAAAACUUGUAAGGUCUUGCAGGACGAAGCGACUCCACUGCUGUAUGAGUGCAUAAAUUUCGAGAUUAACAGCAGCUGGAACGCGUACUACUUCAUGAUGACCGUGCCGGCGGAGCACCUGGCACAUGUUCGAGAGCUUACUAUAUCACUUUCCGUCGACGAGGUAACUAAUUUCAACCGCCUCAAUAUCGGCGAAGAACCGAUAAUGACGUCGAAAGUGAGCUCCAUCAAUCAAGACGGCUGGCGGCGACUAUGGGACGGAGUAUCAUCUAUGCCACGACUGCGGCGACUCAAUAUAGCUGGGAAGGGCUUCCCAUUCUCCCUUGACCCGCAGUUGAGAGAGGAAAUAGUGGCGUCAUUAAAAAGCAUUCUAAAUACUUGUCGUGUGAUAGAGAUUCAUAUUAAGACUCAGCACUAA